This is a messenger RNA of Nannospalax galili (Upper Galilee mountains blind mole rat), 954 nucleotides long. Its product is annotated as olfactory receptor-like protein OLF3. The transcript has a single exon. Gene Ontology annotation, molecular function: olfactory receptor activity; G protein-coupled receptor activity. The coding region runs from base 1 to 954 and encodes 317 amino acids. Gene Ontology annotation, biological process: G protein-coupled receptor signaling pathway. Gene Ontology annotation, cellular component: membrane. NCBI's taxonomy places the organism in Eukaryota, Metazoa, Chordata, Mammalia, Rodentia, Spalacidae. The record is from RefSeq and is a predicted model, not a curated record.
AUGGAAUUAGACAACCAGACGUGGGUGCCUGAAUUCAUCCUCCUUGGCCUGUCCAGUGACUGGGACACUCAAGUCUCUCUCUUUGUCCUGUUCCUGCUGAUGUACCUGGUGACAGUAUUGGGAAACUUCCUCAUCGUUCUUCUGAUCAGACUGGACAGCCGACUCCACACUCCCAUGUAUUUCUUUCUCACCAACCUGUCCCUUGUGGAUGUGUCUUAUGCCACAAGCAUAGUCCCUCAGCUGCUGGCUCACUUUCUUGCAGCUCAUAAAGCCAUUCCAUUCCUGAGUUGUGCAGCCCAGUUAUUUUUUUCACUGGGCUUGGGUGGGAUUGAAUUCCUUCUUCUGGCAGUGAUGGCCUAUGAUCGCUAUGUGGCGGUGUGUGACCCUCUGAGGUAUAAAGUCAUCAUGCACGGAGGACUCUGCACAAGGCUGGUCAUCACAUCGUGGGUGGGUGGCUCCAUCAACUCUCUUGUGCACACUGCUAUCACCUUUCAGCUGCCCAUGUGCACGAAUAAGUAUAUUGAUCACAUUUCCUGUGAGAUUCUAGCUGUGGUCAGGUUGGCCUGUGUGGACACUUCAUCCAACGAAAUUGCUAUCAUGGCUUCUAGCAUUGUCCUGCUUAUGACACCUUUUUUCCUGGUUCUAUUGUCCUACAUCCAGAUCAUCUCCACCAUCCUGAAAAUCCAGUCCACAGAGGGAAGAAGGAAAGCCUUCCACACUUGUUCCUCUCACCUUACCAUGGUUAUCCUGUGCUAUGGCAUGGCCAUUUUUACCUACAUCCAGCCCCACUCCAGUCCCUCUGUACUUCAAGAGAAGGUGAUGUGUCUUUUCUAUGCUGUUUUAACGCCCUUCCUGAACCCGAUGAUCUAUAGUCUAAGGAAUAAAGAGGUAAAGGGGGCCUGGAAGAAACUAUUAGGGAAAUUCUCUGGGUUCUUAUCAAAACUGGCAACUUGA